GCCGCGAACCUCAGUUCUCCUCCGCACACAGCAGCGCGUGUACGUACGUGCGCAACACCAGUGCCGAAACAAAACAAAAAACAAAAAAAAGAACAGUUGCAUUUUAUAACAAAAAUACGUGCUGUGCUCCAAAUAACAAAAAACCGCUGGAUUUUGUUUGACAUUCACGGUUACACGCGACGAAGAAGAGAUUUGAAAACUUCCGGCAGCUAUUUUCCAUAUAGAUCUCACGAUGAGGUGUUUGUGAUCUCAACAAGAAAGUGGGAGCGGCGAGUGCGCUGUCACCAUGACGUCAGAACGAGCGAUACCCCAUCUGCGGGACAUAUUCGGUCUCAGCCAACAAUACGACGGCAACUGUAAGAAUUUUGAUGAAAAUGAAGACACCACCAAAAAGACUAAGAAGAAAAAAGAUGACUAUCGCACGUACGGUAAUGGCGACGUCAAGACGCUAGAGAGACACCUCAGUAUGAAGAAGACUAUUAGGAAAAAGAUAAUGCGCGACCUUCAGCAAGCGUUCGUUGAAGACCCAAACGAGUUUAAGGUCGAGAAUACGAGCCCUGAGAAAUUGAAGGCAGAACUGAGCGCUGAAGCUGUUAAAAUCGAGAAGAACGUCCGCAAGAACGAUCCGACGUUCUUGGACAUGUUGAGGGGAGAGACGCGGACCGAGGAGACCAGGGAGGAGCAGCCACCCGCUGAGAAGACCAGCUUCUGGCGACGUCUAACUAUGAAGAACAAAAACAAGAGAUAAAAAUGAGGACUAAUGCCGUGUAUACAGUGUUCUUAGUGCGAGUUUUUUAACGUUCUCGAUAGCGUAAAAGUUAGCUCAUAUUUGUGUGGAAUGGGAUCGUUUGCGUUCGUUUACCGCUAGGGGUGCUGUUCCAACUGCAUACAAAAUUGGGUUAACUUUUACGCUAUCGAGAACGUUAAGAAACUCGCACUAAGCACACAGGUCGCUCUUUCAUAAGUCCGUUUCCUAUCGCAUAUCAAUUGUUUAUCAUCAAACUUUUUAAUAGUCCUCUAUACAAGAUAGGUUCUGCUCGAACUCUAAGUUAUUCUAACGAACUGGCUUGAAAGUUCUGCAAGUGUUAUUGAAGUCACGCCAAGACAACUUAUUUUUCCGUGUUCAGAUUUUUGAAAACUAAAAACGUUAAUUAUGCAAGUUAGCUAUGCACUGGGAAUAGAGCGACAUGUAACAUUUUUUUCUCGGCCAUUGUUACUUAUAACACUAAAAAUGAUAUCUCGUUCUAUGUGAUGUAACAUUAAGUCGACUAAAUAGAGUAAGAAUAUUGUUGUAAGAGCGUAGGUUAAGUAUUUCGUAAGCGGCGAUUGUAUAAGCUAGACUAUUGGCGAUUCCUUGUUGUGACAAUUUUUAUUAUAAUGCAAUAUAAAUAAUUUUACACAUUUAA
This is a messenger RNA of Bombyx mandarina (wild silkworm), 1406 nucleotides long. RefSeq lists its product as uncharacterized. The record is from RefSeq and is a predicted model, not a curated record. NCBI's taxonomy places the organism in Eukaryota, Metazoa, Arthropoda, Insecta, Lepidoptera, Bombycidae.